AUGUUCGAACCUACUUCCUCGCUGAGCCUACACCGCUUGAGCAGGCAUAGCCUCCAAGAUAGAUACGAGUCAGACGAGGAGGCUGUGUCUGAAUCCGAUACAGGGCCCCAGGAUCUACUUUCCUCGCCCGUGGGCUCACAAACUGAAAUCUUUGAUUCAGAUCUCAGUGCCGACGAGCACUCUCACAUGGACCCUGAUUCUGACCGGGAUGAAGAUAUUCUGGCUCCACCAACAGUCAAACGAGCCCGCCCCGUCUCCUCUGCUACUAUCAAGAGAAACAGCAAUGCCACCUUUGACGAAGAUACGUAUGUGUUUGAUCCGGAGGAGCAGAUGGUUCUUGAACUGCCACCGUCAGAUUCUUCGCCACAACUGGCAUCCAACACCUUUCUACAGCCAUCGAUAUACGUCUGGCCAAAACCACCGCAACCGGCCAGCUCAAGGUCUCGCUCUACUUCGCCCUCAUCGGUCUUUUCGGUAGAGGAGGCGGAUAUUCAGGUUGCAAAGGAAGUGACCUUCAUGGAGCCCCGAACUCGUCCUACAGUGGUCUUGAUUGACGCUCUGGGGUCACGGUCCAAGACCUCAAAAUCUCGUUCGAGCCAUUCCCGCUCCCGCGAAAGCAGCCGCACCCGCUCUAUGCUUGUCAGGGCUGACAGCCGCCGACUUACAUUGCCACACUCGUCAGCCUCGGCAACCAAGUCACCGCGAGUAUCUGAGAAAAGGGCCAGCAUGAAGCCGACGCCCAAGACAGCUACAGCUACCGCUCCAACCACAACCCCAACCGGAACCCUAGAAGAAGAUACACAGUUCGCACCUAGCGCAACCAUCAACCGCGUCUCCGAAAUCCCCUCAGUCCUCUAUUUCCCAGCACCACCACGCACAGUCCCAACACAAGAGUACCGACGACCCCGAACCUCAGGCCAAGACAACGCAAUGCCACCACCACUAAACCCGCGCACCCGUCGACCCCCCUCAAUGCGCAGCACAAGCAGCAACAGCGUGCCCAGCUACACCUCCCGCCCUUCAACACCCUUCUCAGCCGAGGACAGCAAACCAAACUACAACGAUACACCCUCCCAACUCACCAGAGUCUGCAGCCCGGCUUCAAUCUCAUCCGCCUCUUCACCACCGCCAUAUAUCUCCUCGAAACGCAGCGGCUCAACAUACAGUGUAUCGAAUAUGAUCUCAAGCCGCUCUCCACUUAUGAUGCGGCGCAUGACGAGGAAACACUCUUCCUCCAGCGUGCAUUCGCUAAGUAGUCUGCGUUCUGAGGUCGGCGUUAAUGAUGCCUCUGCUUCGCAGAUCUCGGUCGCUACUCAGCCUACCCCGCUGCCCAGUGCUGAUUCCCAUGUUGUGCGCAAGUCUAGCCAGCGUCGCCGUUCACGGCAUAAUAGCGUUCUGCCGGGGAGGGGAUUUAUGGGGUUGAAGCUGGGGAAGAAGUCGCAAGCUAAGGCUUGA
Penicillium mononematosum is the source of this 1455-nucleotide messenger RNA. RefSeq lists its product as uncharacterized. NCBI's taxonomy places the organism in Eukaryota, Fungi, Ascomycota, Eurotiomycetes, Eurotiales, Aspergillaceae. The record is from RefSeq and is a predicted model, not a curated record. The transcript has a single exon. Bases 1 to 1455 code for a protein of 484 amino acids.